CCGUCCCUUUAAGGAGGCGGUGCCCGUGCCGGGCGGUCGCUCCGUGUCGCUGCCGUGGCCGCUGCCCGCGGCGCCGCCGCUGACGGAUGUAUUUGAAGAGGCCGGCGGGCGGCCUCGCCUUCUGCCUCUUCUACCUGGCGUCCUGCUUCACCAACAAGUAUGUCCUGUCUGUCCUGAAAUUUACCUACCCUACCCUUUUUCAAGGGUGGCAGACAUUAGUGGGUGGACUUCUGCUUCACGUCUCCUGGAAGCUGGGCUGGGUGGAGAUAAACUUGUGUUCAAGGUCUGAAAUCCUGUCAUGGCUUCCUGCUUCAGUACUGUUUGUUGGCAUUAUUUAUGCUGGCUCUAGGGCACUGUCUAGAUUGCCAAUUCCAGUAUUCCUUACCGUGCACAAUGCAGCAGAAGUUAUAACCUGUGGGUUCCAGAAGUUUGUGCAGAAAGAGCAGACCUCUCAUCUGAAAGUCUGCAGUGUGCUGUUCCUCCUGGUAGCAGCAGUGUGCCUUCCUUUAUGUGACACGCAGUUUGAUCCGAACGGUUAUUUAUGGGCUCUAAUUCACUUGGUCUGUGUGGGGGCUUACAAAGUAUUUCACAAGUUAUGGAAACCCAGCUCUUUAAGCGAUCUGGACCAACAGUACAUCAACUAUGUGUUCAGUGUGGUGUUGUUGGCCUCUGCAUCCCAUCCAGCAGGUGAUCUCUUCAGUGCCUUGGACUUUCCAUUCCUGUACUUCUACAGAUUCCAUAGUAGCUGCUGUGCCAGUGGACUUCUGGGAUUCUUUCUGAUGUUGCACACAGUGAAGCUAAAAAGCAGCACAACCUCAGGGCAAUAUGCAGCGUGGAGUUUCCUUGCAAAGGUUAUUACUGCUAGCUUAUCACCGUUCUUCUUUGUCAUGACUGCCAAUGUACUAACUAUUUCUUGGUCUAUCAUGUGCGUACUAGAGCCUUGUGAUCAGUGGAGUUGGAGAAGCUUUGCUUGUUUACACUGAAAGGACAGGCACAUAAAGAGGAACCAGAUCUCACCAGCUGGAAAAGAGCUGACUUGCAGCAUAGAGACCCUAUCGUGAAUAAAAUGCGGCAGCAGGAAUGAAGAAGUGCAACCAAGCACAAGGAAAUAGACCUAUCCUUUUUUUUAUUAAGAAAGAAAAACUAUGCUAUUAAUAGUGCUGUUAAGAGAGGAGCAUAGUUGGCAGGAUGGUUAGGAGCCUUUGCCUCAAAGCACAAAACAAACUAUUUCUGAUUGAUUUGGUAAAGGAAAAACUGCACUGUCUCAUGCUGAUGGCUCUGUGUGAGAACCUCUCAGUAGCAGCUUCUUGCACAGGGAACUGAACUCAGGAAAAGCUGCAUUCCCUACUGGAUGCCCAAUUUUUUUUUUAAUUUUUUUUUAACUGGAAGCUGACAGCAGGUUGUAUCAAACAAUGUCAGAGCCCAGAUCCUGCCAUAAAUUCAGAAUCGGGAAGGAUGUAUUUUGUCUCCAAUUCUUGUGUAAUCAGCAAGCUGCUGCACACAGGCCACUAGUCACAUCAUCUGAAAUUGCAUGGUGAAUGAGGCCAUGGGGCUUCUGGAGAUAAUACCCUUCUGGAACUGUGGAGGUUUGACAGCUUUGCAGAACGGGGAAAUCAGCAAUAAAUCUCAGUAUCAGUAGUGAUUGCUCUUUGUGUGUUUUUUUUCCUCUCCCAUUCUCUGAGAUUUCUCUUGAACUCUGCAAAUUUUUGUCAUCUGGAGGGGGUGGAGGGAUACGUACUGUUCCCAGCAGUGGUUUGUCUCUUAAAUUAUUGCAAGAGGCAACAAAGAUUAUGACCCUUGAGUGAAUGUCAUAAAGAGUGUAAGGCAAUUAAUCUCAAGAGUUCUUAAAAUAAUUUCAUUUCUGGUUGCUUAAUGUCUGUUAGAAAUUAGUCUUGAUAUAUGAGUGACUUGGAAAGAAAUCUGCAAAAGUAAUAUUGAAAAUGAGUUGAUAAUAUUGUGGGGAAGGUCUACACGAUAACAGGAGCUUGAUAACAAAUCUUCAGUGAGGAGAGGAACUUGUCUUACUAAAGCAUAGUCCCUUGGUCUGACAUUUUCCCUCAUAGUCAAUGGAAAGAGAGCGAUACCCUCACAUAGGUGAUUCUUCUUGAACAGGUUGCUGCGUUAAUACCACUGAAAGUUCCUCUAGAAGUGCUCAUCUAGCUGUAGAUGGAAACUAGGUAACUAGUCUAGACGAGACACGUGGCUUUUAGAAGGCUAAAGUUAGCUGAGGCAUAUCUGUUUCAAUCUGAGAAAUUCCAGCUGCUGGGUUUUAUAGUCUAGCUACAUCUUAACUUCAAAUAUAAUGCCAUAAUUUGAUGAAGAAUGUAAAUUUUAGGAAGGAUUGCAGUCAGUUUCUGUAACUGGGGAGUUUUAGGUAAAGAUUAGUUUGUUUUCACAACAUAAAAACUGUAGUUUUAAAAAGAGAAUUCAGAGAAGUUAUCUGGCCUGUACUGUAACUAAACUUAUCCCAAAUAGUCGCAAGGGGUCUGUUUACUCUGACAUGUUGUCCAUGUAUGUUGGGUCAUGCUCUGACUUGAGUAUAGAGUGAGCCAUUUUCUUGCCAGCUAAUAAAAACUUAGGUAUGGGAAGAAAGCGGAAGACAAGGACAAACGUGAAAGAAACAUGUGCUUGAACUUUAGUGCUUGAUAGGAAUGGUUGGACUUGAUGAUCCUGGAGGUAUUUUCCAACCUAGUGAUUCUGUGAUUCUGUGAACUUGAGCACUAAUCCUGAAUCCAGCAUGAACAACAUGGCAUGGGGAGUUGAGCCCAUACUCAUGCCCAGUGAGGCAAGACACAGCCACCCGUGGACCUCAUGGCUUUCCAGUCUGAAAAUUCAGACAGUACUGGGAGUAGUGGCUGCAAUAUGCUGCCUUUCCCCAAGCAGCUCACUCUGCCAGCCAAUUGUGGCAAUGCGGUAGGACCAUGCUGUGCUAACCUUUCUGCUGGUUUUCAAGUGACUCAUGACCCUGGGAGACCUCAUGGAAGAGUCUCUGUGUGACAGGUGAAGUUUUGCAAACAUAGCUGGAACCUCUGCUGUGCAAAAAGCUCAUUGUGUACCUCUCUUCUUGCAUAACUUUAAAAAGUAGGCUGCAGUCUGGACUCUUCCUUUCUCAUCUGUGCUGUUCAUAACAAUGUACCAAAACCCAGAGCACCUGUUUGCUCUCUUGCUUGUGGUCUCAGCAGAAAGCCAGUGGCCAAAUCAUAAGCAAGAGCUGCUGUAGCAUUUUGGUUGCAGAGGGCGUGAUUGGAGUGGCUGUGGGAAGGUUGUUUGGCUGCAACAGGCAUUGUCUUGGCUGGACUCUGGGAGGAUUCCGUGUCUGCAGGUGCUGAAUUGGUCUCCCUGCAUAGUAAGUCUGCUACCUUUGUAUGUAACUUCAUGCAUAGGAUCAUAGAAUCACUAGGUUGGAAAAGACCUUUGAGAUCAUCAAGUCCAACUGUACCUGUCCACUACUAAAUCACAUCCCUAAGCACUUCAUCUACCUGUCCUUUAAAUACCUCAGGGGUGGUGACUCCACCACCUCCCUGGGCAGCCUCUGCCAGUGCUUGAUAACCCUUUCUGUGAAGAAAUUUUUCCUGAUGUCCAACCUGAACCUCCUGCAGCACAAUUUCAGUCCAUUCCCUCUUGUCCUAUCACCUGGGAGAAGAGACCAACAUCCACGUUUCUACAACCUCCUUUUGGACAGUUGUAGACAGUGAUAAGGUCUCCUCUCAGCCUCCUUUUCUCCAGGCUAAACAACCCAAGUUCCCUCAGCUGCUCCUUUUGAGAUUUGUUCUCCAGUCCCUUCACCAGCUUUGUUGCUCUUCUCUAGACACGCUCCGGGAUCUCAAUGUCUUUCUUGUAGUGAGGGGCCCAAAACUGGACACAAUAUUCAAGGUGUGGCCUCACCAGUGCUGAGUACAGGGAAUCACUUCCCUGGUCCUGCUGGCCACACUGUUUCUGAUACAAGCCAAGAUGCUAUUGGCCGCCUUGGCCACCUGGGCACACUGCUGCCUCCUGUUCAGUCGGCUGUCAACCAACACCCCCAGGUCCUUCUCUGCCAGGCAGUUUUCUAGCCACUCUUCCCCAGGUCUGUGGCGCUGCUGUUGUGUCCCAAGUGCAGGACUUGGCACUUGGCCUUGUUAAACCUCACCUCAUUGGCCUCAACCCACUGAUCCAGCCUGUUCAGAUCCCUUUGUAGAGCCUCUCUAUCCUCAAGCAGAUCAACACUUCCUCCCAGUUUAGUGUGAUCCAUGAACCUACUAAGGGUACAUUUAAUCCCCUCAUCCAGGUCGUUGAUAAAGAUAUUGCAUAGCACUGGACACAGCACCAAGCCCUGGGGAACAACUGCAAGCUAAACAACACUCAGUUGUUUGCUUCUGCUUCCAUUUUUGUGCAUUAACGCAAUGUGCUUGCAUUUCUAAGACUCUACUUGAUGUAAGUAAAAUGCUGCAGGUUUCAAUUAAUUACUACAUAAACAAAUCAAGGAAGCAGAGUAAACAGUGAAGUUGGGCUCCUCUGUCAAACAGGGCUGGGAAGAAAAAGUGCCCUCUGAACUGACCUGACCUGUUUCAGGUGAGGAUAACACCUGCAGACCAGCAUGAAGCUUGUUAGUCUUGCUGAAUACUCCGAGUUGGGUGGAAGUGGACCUCCAAGACCUUCAAAAUCUAACUUAGAAUCAUAGAAUAGUUUGGGGACCUUAAAGACCAUCCAGUUCCGACACCCCUGCCAUGGGCAGGGACGCCUCCCACUAGAUCAGGCUGCCCAAGGCCCCAUCCAACCUGGCCUUGAACACCUCCAGGGAUGGGGCAUCCAUAACCUCCCUGGGUAAGCUGUGCCAGUGCCUUACUACCCUCAUGAUGAAGAAAUUCCUCCUUAUGUCUAAUCUAAAUCUGCCCGUCUCCAGUUUAUACCCAUUGCCCCUAGUCCUAUCACUACAAGACUUUGUAAACAGUCCCUCCCCAGCUUUCCUGUAGCCCCUUCAGGUGCUGGAAGGUCAGUACAAGGUCUCCUCAGAGCCUUCCUUAGGCUGAACAACCCCAGCUCUCUCAGCUUGUCCUUGUAGGGAAGAUGCUUCAGCCCUUUGAUCAUCUUUGUAGCCCUCCUCUGGAUCCGUUCCAACAGCUCCAUAUCCUUCUUAUGUUGAGGAUUCCAGAACUGGACACAGUACUCCAGAUGAGGUCUCACAAGAGAGGAAUAGAGGGGCAGAAUCACUUCCCUCGCCCUGCUGGCCACACUUCUUUUGGUGUAGCCCAGGAUACAUUUGGCCUUCUGGGCUGUGAGCGCACAUUGCCGGCUCAUGUCAAGCAGCAACCAGCACCCCAAGUCCUUCUCCACAGGGCAGCUCUCAAUUGCGUCAUCCUCCAUCCUGUACUGAAAUCGGGGAUUGCCCCGACUCAGGUGUAAGACCUUGCACUUGGCCUUGUUGAACCUCAUGAGGUUCUCAGAGGCCCACUUCUCCAGCCUGUCCAGGUCCCUCUGGAUUCCAUCCUGUCCUUCCAGUGUGGCAACUGCACCACUUAUCUUGGUGUCAUCUGCAAACAAACUGAGGGUUUUAUCCCCUUUCUUUGCAUAUUUGGAGUUACCUCAAAGUGCUAAAAACAUGGGUUAGCUUCCUUCUUCCUCGGGCUGUGGAAGUGGUGACAGAAGAGCCGGGGUCUGGUGUGGCAGCUGCCCGUGUGGGAGUCCCUGUGAGCAAAGGGUGCUCAAGCAUUGACAGCAACAAGCGGACAGAGGGUUAGCCUUUCUGUAGAUGUUGUGGAGAGACAGCCCUUUGCAGGGCUUCUGGCUGUUGGAACUAGCGUUGCCUUUGUCAACACAUCUGUGCUAAGGUGGGGACGUCAGCCUGGAAACAGUGAGCUGCAGCAGCUAAAAACCCCUAAAGCGGCAUCUCAGCUGGCAAUUCAGAACAGGCCCACCAUACAAAUCUAAAGGGGAGCCAUGGGAGGGCAACUAUGGGAAGACUCCAGCUCCCUCCCUACUCUUGGGAAGUGUUUCAUACCCACCAGUGACACCAGGGUAGAAGAGACAUGGAGAGGUGCUCCCUGAUCCUGGCAGCCCCAGGCGGGGAGGUGAUUACAACAGAGGGGAAAUAUGGGAAGGACAGGCACAUACCGGCUGCUUGCAGAGACUGGCAA
Cuculus canorus (common cuckoo) is the source of this 6113-nucleotide messenger RNA. It is a transcript of the gene SLC35D4, whose product is annotated as transmembrane protein 241. Lineage: Eukaryota; Metazoa; Chordata; Aves; Cuculiformes; Cuculidae. The coding region runs from base 87 to 983 and encodes 298 amino acids. The record is from RefSeq and is a predicted model, not a curated record. Gene Ontology annotation, cellular component: Golgi apparatus. The transcript is spliced from 16 exons. Gene Ontology annotation, molecular function: antiporter activity.